This is a messenger RNA of Onthophagus taurus, 3323 nucleotides long. NCBI's taxonomy places the organism in Eukaryota, Metazoa, Arthropoda, Insecta, Coleoptera, Scarabaeidae. The record is from RefSeq and is a predicted model, not a curated record.
GGGCAAAAGGUGUCGCAAGCGGACGUGGAACCGAACCCGGCCGCAAUUAGCGGCUAUUCAAUGAAAAAACUGCCAUGUAAAACACGUGCCCAGUACGUCGCCGGACUUAGUACGUGGUUAAAACCCACGGGGCGCGUAGUUAUGUGGAGGUACCUGCUCAUCAGUGUUGUGCUAGUGAGUGCCUCGACGGAGGACAUUUCAUCUUACGCUCCUUGCAGUAUAAAACAAUUCACAUGUCUCGACAAGAAAUGUAUACCGAUGUCGUAUACUUGCGACGGUGAGGAAGACUGUGAUGAUGGCUCAGAUGAACCAAAAAAUUGUACUGAAACGGUAGUUUGUCCAAAUAAUCAAUUUAAAUGCGGAAACGGAAAGUGCAUUCCAGCUCAUUGGCAAUGUGAUAACGAAAAAGACUGUAACGACAACAGCGACGAAGACGAAACUAAAUGCCGUAUGUUAGAAAUAAAAAAUGUGUUGAAAAGAUUUUUGAUUUUUUAUUAUUUAGGGCAAAAAGUUUGUGGGGCAGACGAAUUUACUUGUAGAUCGGUUCGAGGGGAAUGCGUACCUUUAACGUGGAUGUGCGACGCAAGCGAAGACUGUUCAGACGGUUCUGAUGAAAGAUCUUGCAAUGAAACUUGCCGAUCAGAUGAAUUUACAUGCGACGAUGGCCAAUGUAUUCAAAAACGGUGGAGAUGCGAUUUAGAAUACGAUUGUAACGAUCAUUCCGACGAGCGAGAUUGCCCUCCCGUAUCUUGUUCUCCAGACACCCAAAUCCAAUGUUCCGAUACUUAUUGCAUAACGAAUUUGUGGCGGUGCGAUGGCGAUAAAGACUGUGCGGAUGGUCGGGAUGAAAAAGAUUGUCCGAACACGUUUUCAUCGUCAUUUUGUUUAUCCCAUACUUUCGAUUGUGGCGAUCAUUUAACGUGUAUUCAAAAAGACUACCUUUGUGAUGGAGCUAAAGAUUGCCCAAAUGGGAUAGAUGAGUCGCCGAUUCACUGCGAGAAUAUAACUUGCAGAGCGGAUCAAUUUCAAUGCAAAGAUAAGAGUUGUAUAUCGGGAAAUUUGCACUGUAAUGGAAGGAAUGAUUGCCCUGACGGUAGUGAUGAGAAAAACUGCGACAACCCCCAUUCAAAAUGCGACCCAAAAACACAGUUCGAUUGUGGGGGUGGGUCGUGUAUCCCUCUGAACAAAGUUUGCGAUGGUCAUCAAGAUUGCCCCGAUUGGGAGGACGAGCCGAAAGAUAAAUGUGGAAAAAACGAAUGCAACAUUCAAAACGGUGGUUGCUCGCAUAAAUGUAUUAAUUUACCGAUUGGUUAUCAAUGUGUUUGUAACCCCGGCUAUAAAUUAAUCGAUAACAGAACGUGCGGAGAUAUCAACGAAUGUGAAAUCCCUGGAAGUUGCUCGCAAAAUUGCAUCAACGACAAAGGAACGUUUAAGUGCGAAUGCGAAAACGGCUACAUCAGAGACCCUAGAGAUCUAACAAAAUGCAAAGCGGCCGAAGGACAUGCAUCUCUUCUCUUCGCCAGACGAAAAGAUAUAAGAAAAAUUUCGUUGGAUCAUCAUGAAAUGACAAGUAUAGUUAAUCAAACGAAUUCGGCAACAGCUUUAGAUUUUGUGUUCCGAACCGGAAUGAUUUUUUGGAGCGAUGUAACCGAUAAAAAAAUAUACAAAGCCCCUAUCGACGAAGGUAACGAAAAAACAGUCGUUAUAAACAAUGAGAUAACAACAUCCGAUGGUUUAGCCGUUGAUUGGAUUUACAAUCACAUUUAUUGGACUGACACCGGAAAAAAUACCAUUGAGUUAGCUAAUUUCGAGGGUCAAAUGAGGAAGAUUUUAAUUAAAGGCGAUCUCGAAGAACCUAGAGCAAUCGCGUUAAAUCCUUUGGACGGGUGGAUGUUUUGGACCGAUUGGGGGAGCGAGCCAAAAAUCGAAAGGGCUGGAAUGGAUGGUUCACAUCGUGGCACAAUAGUUUCUUUUGAUAUUAAAUGGCCAAACGGAUUAACUUUGGAUUUAGUUAAAAAGCGGGUUUAUUGGGUCGAUGCUAAACUAAACGAGAUCUCGUCUUGCGAGUUCAACGGAAGCGAACGCAAACUUAUUUUGGCGUCGUCCGAAUCUUUAAGACACCCGUUUUCAAUAACUACAUUUGAAGAUUGGAUUUAUUGGACCGAUUGGGAUAAAUCCGGAGUUUUUAAAGCUAAUAAAUUUACUGGGAAAAAUGUUACUGCAGUUACAUCAACACAAAUGAUUCAAAGUCCGAUGGUAAUUCAUGUGUAUCAUCCUUAUCGACAACCUGAUGGUGAAAAUCAUUGUCAAGCCGUCAAUGGUCAUUGUUCGCAUUUAUGUUUACCAGCUCCAAGGAUAAAUGUAGAUUCUCCCAAGAUUUCGUGCGCUUGUCCGGAAUCGCUGAGGAUGUUACCGGAUGGUUUAACUUGUGUCCAAGACGCCGAAACAGUUACGACACCAAUAGCCGUUACGACACAAACAGAUAACAAUACGGUCUCUGAAACCGAGGUUGUUACGAAUCGUGAGUACCAGUCGACGACAGACGGUACAGUAAAUAAAUCGUAUCCGAUUAAUGGCGAUGGAGCUGAUACCGGAACGGUGGCUUAUAUCACCGUGGGCGUAGUCUCCGUAUUUUUGAUUGUCAUUGGAAUCAUUGUUUAUUUAGUAUACAAACGUUAUUUACACCGAAACAUUACUUCGAUGAAUUUCGACAAUCCAGUCUACAGGAAGACGACAGAAGAUCAAUUUUCGUUGGAGAAACCGACCCGCAUGUAUGCGAGCACAGUCGGAGAAGAGAUUGCCGGCACAGGAACCACUAACAAGUGCCAACUGUAAUGAGUUUGCGUAAGAAAGCUACCUAGUCUAUUCCGUGAGUGCUCAACAAGAGAAAGACUAACUUCAGCCAAAUCUCCAAAGAUUCUAUUAGAAAAUUGUGUACAUUGUUUAUUAUUAAUUUUUUUUAGUAUCGUUACUUGGAUUCGCAACAUCACAUGUAUUUGUAAGUGUAAAAAUAAAUCGGAUCAAUAUAAUACUAUGUGUUCUAGAAGAAUUAAAAAACUAAUUCUAAUUUUAUUCCUACGUUUAAGUGUAUAUAACGUGCCCAGGCGAGGUUCUUUAAAAACGCUAGAUCUUGGAUCUCGUCGUACAGUUGUAACUUGUUAUUCCUCUUAGCUCUAAGUAACGUUUCUAUAUUUAUUUAUAUGUGUAUAUAGUGUCAUAGAACUUUUUCGUAUAUCUGUUGCUAUAGUUUUAAGUUCACAAAAUUUUUUUAAAAAAUUGUUUCUAUACGUACAAUGUGAAAAAUAAAAUAAAAAGAAACACUA